Messenger RNA from Malus domestica (apple), 1460 nucleotides. RefSeq names its product BRI1 kinase inhibitor 1-like. Gene Ontology annotation, cellular component: plasma membrane. Lineage: Eukaryota; Viridiplantae; Streptophyta; Magnoliopsida; Rosales; Rosaceae. Gene Ontology annotation, molecular function: kinase inhibitor activity. The record is from RefSeq and is a predicted model, not a curated record.
UUAAUAAUGCAUGGCAGUAUGGAUUAUUCUGCAUAAAAGACAUUGGAAGCCCAACUGCACAAGACUGACAAGACUCUUUUUCUCUCUCCUCUCCUCUCUCUCCACUGCUUCCUGAUCUUCUUAUCUCUCCCCCAAAGGUUUGGUACUAUUCAAAGAACCAAACUCUUUUAGAGAAAAAUAAUCAGAAAUUGGGUUUUGAUCCUUGUUUCAGUUUUUCAACAAAAUCAUUUGAGUUAUGGCCACCCAUCAGCUGGAAAAAACCAAAGAAAUUGCUCUAGACACCCUCAGCAGGCAUGAAGAAGAAAGGUUAAAACAGUUACCAAAAACUGCCCCUGCCUCACCACCUUCAUCUUCCUCCUCCCCCUCCCAUGAAUUCUCCUUCACAAUCUCUCUCCACACUUCUUCUUCUUCCACGUCAAACCCUAAUCACCAAUCCAAAUCCAAAACCAGCACCACCCCACCUUCUUUCGCCAUUGAUUUGUCCCCCGCAGAUGAAAUAUUCUUCCACGGCCACCUCCUCCCCCUCCAGUUUCUCUCCCAUCUCCCCGUCUCUCCUCGCUCCUCCACCAACUCCCUCGACAGCUUCACCCUCCCCCUCAAAGAGCUGGUAGAAGAUCAAAAACCAACCAGAGAAACCGCCACAACCAAUGCCGAAAACUGCAUUCGAAACCGAAACAUCCUAAACAAGAAGAACAACAGCUGCAGCAGCAUCGACAAGAGAAUCCCACGUCAGGGAAGCAAACACGAGACCAGGGGAAGAACAAAGCCCAAGUCCUUUUCGAUUUUCGGGCUUCCCAGAUGGCGAAAAGAUUGUGAAAAUAGCGAAAAGGAGGAGAACAACAAGGAGAUGAAGAACAAGAGGAAGGUGAGGUUUGACGUGAGUCACAUACUGAAGAGGUACGUGAGAAUGGUGAGGCCGCUGUUGUUGUUUAGAGGGAGGAGAGAGAAGGGGCAGUUCCGGCGGCAGCCCUAUUCGUUUUCGGGGAAUUUGAGCAUGUUAAACAAACAUGAGUUGAGAGGAAGGAGGGGACAGUUUUCGGCGCCGGCGUCAAUGAGGACAUCUCCGACGAAUAGUGGGCAUCUUGUUGCAACUGCAGCUACUAAUGUUCCUUGUUCUUCAAGUGACAGCACCAUGGAAGAGUUGCAGGCUGCAAUUCAAGCUGCAAUUGCUCAUUGCAAGAACUCCAUUGCCACAGAAGAGAAGCCCAAAUGUUGAAGAAAAUUAGAUAGGAAGGUAUAAUUCAGGGGGAAUUUUAUAUUUGUUUGAUUAAUUAUUUGCAUAUAAAAGGGAUUUUCAUAUAUAUAUGAUGAUGGUGUAUGUAUUAAAUGAGUUCAAAAAAAAAAAAAUGUUCAGUAGAUUACUCCAUCUGCAUUCAAAUUGGUUUAAAAUUCAAACAUGAGCAAUUCACGAAUGUAGAUGCGUUUUCUUUUUAUGGUUACACAAGUAGACUUGAUUUUCA